Messenger RNA from Cimex lectularius (bed bug), 2139 nucleotides. Its product is annotated as micronuclear linker histone polyprotein-like. The record is from RefSeq and is a predicted model, not a curated record. Lineage: Eukaryota; Metazoa; Arthropoda; Insecta; Hemiptera; Cimicidae. The transcript has 2 exons. The coding region runs from base 229 to 2067 and encodes 612 amino acids.
AAAUGAAAAGGUUGAAAUUUAUAUUGUUGAGACUUUUUCAAUAUGUACUCGUUAAAAUCAAAUACCAGGUACAAGGGUAAGAAUUGCACCCGGUACAGUUUUAUAGAAUUAAAAAACAAAAACAAAAGAAUAUUGACUCAAAUCAUACAUAUGUUAAGUUCUAAAAUAAAAUCCUAUUUUUAGUUUGUUUUAAAACAAUUUUGGAUCGAAUGUACUAAAUUUUAAACAAUGAGUGCAAAGCGGCAAAACUUUGAAGAUGAGGAUUCCAAUGAAGAGUUACAGGUCAAAGAGGUAUGGCCUGAAUGCCAAGAUGGAGAUGCGAUCUUGGACGAACUUAAAUUUCCACAGUUAUAUAAAAUUGAGCUCAUGGUUGAUCGAAUAGAGAUAUCGGAUGGGAAGCACCAAAACCAUAUUGCACCCAAGGAUAAGCAUGGGAGGAGAAUAAUGCGCUAUGAAAGACUUGAAGAGACUGAGGAAUUAGAGGAUACUGAAAAUGAAAAAUCGGUAAUAAAACAAUUAACAACUUCCUCAAAGAAAACCAAUAAGAGCUCUUCUAAGGUGACAAAGUCAAAAUCAAAGUCCAAAUCUAAAUCCAAAUCCAAAUCAUCGUCAAAGAGUGGGUCAAGAUCACCAAAGGGUAAAAAAUCAAAGAGUGGGUCAAAAUCACCAAAGGGUAAAAAAUCAAAGAGUGGGUCACCUAAAAAAAAGAAGAAAAGCAGCAGUAAACAAACUUCUUCAAAACAAUCUUCAAAGCAAUCUUCUAGAAAAAGUUCUCAAAAAUCAUCUAAGAGUUCAUCAAAGAAGGAAUCCAAAAAAUCUACCACUUCAAAAAGUGCAAUGAGUACGAAAAAACAAACUACUGUUGUGGAAGAGGAAGUAGGUGCUGGCGAGAAGAUGCCAGGUAACCGAAAGAACAUUCCUCCUUUGAGGGUUAUUGUCAAAAUGCUAGAUUUUGAACCAAUUUACAUAACACAAAUCGAUAUGGGGGAAGUCGACUCAGAUUAUGACAGUAGUGAAACCCCCAAGUCUCAUUCCAGCAGUGAAGAGCUCAGCCCAGGUCCCGUUGACGCCAAAAUGCUUACAGUUGCUUUAGAAGAAGAAAAAAAGAAACAGGAAGAGGAUCAUAUAAAAGAGAAAAAAACUAAAGCUAAAACCAAGAAGAAAAGUAAAACAAAAAGUAAAAGUGUGAGCAAAAAAAGCAAAUCAAAAAGUACGAGCAAAUCAACAAGCAAAUCACCAAAGAAAGGUGGGAGCAAGUCACCAAAGAAGAAAGGUGGGAGCAAGUCACCAAAGAAGAAAGGUGGGAGCAAGUCACCAAAAAAAGGAAGUAAAAAAACUACUACCACCAAAAAAAAAUCAAAAACAAGUAAAUCCAGUCGAGCCUCAAAAAGUAAAUCUGCUAGUAAAACAAGUAAGAAAAGUAAAAAGGUAAAAAAGUCGACAACUAAAAGUAAAUCUUCUAAAAAGAAGACGACAAAAGUUACUGAAACAGAACAUGUUACCGAAGAAGACUUCCAAGACAAUUGGUCUGUGAAGAGUGAACGGACUUUCAAAAAGGGGACAGCUUUAAUGUAUUCGACAGUGCCAUACAAGUUGAUAAGUGAGAUGCAACAAGCACCGAUCAGAAUUGAUGUGGAGAGAUAUGGAGGGAAGAAGUACAAGAAUGGGCAAGGUGAGAAAAUUGGUACAGCCGUUGUACGCUUCCCACUCGAUUGGAUGGAGUCGAUUAUAAGAGUCCAGUGUGGUGAAGUACUUGAUGAAUCUACUGAAGUGUCCAAGGGCAAGUUCCAGCUGCAUUGCCAGCUUGAACAAUGGUUCCCGAUUGAGGACGAGGAAGGGAGCAUCAUCGGUGAGGUCCUCGUCAAACUGGAUCUUGAAGGCUACUCGAAUUACUUCACUUCGGGCAAAUUUCCAUCUGAGACACACCUCUACAAUUCGUUUACAAACGUUGACCCCUCUGCGGCACCAUGCACAGUUGUCAGCGCGUCACGGGAUAAACUAUCAUCGUUUUACCAUGUCUAUCCUAGAGCGAAGAACUACAACUACCAGAACCUGUUCAACUUAUAAAGUUUCAGUUUUGCCACAUUUUCCACCCUCAUCUGCAAUGCCACUCACAAAAAUAAAAGUUGUGAUUUGGAA